This is a messenger RNA of Cryptotermes secundus, 2070 nucleotides long. RefSeq names its product neuroendocrine convertase 2 (gene amon). The coding region runs from base 63 to 2006 and encodes 647 amino acids. Gene Ontology annotation, cellular component: trans-Golgi network; Golgi membrane. The record is from RefSeq and is a predicted model, not a curated record. Gene Ontology annotation, biological process: protein processing. Lineage: Eukaryota; Metazoa; Arthropoda; Insecta; Blattodea; Kalotermitidae. The transcript is spliced from 13 exons. Gene Ontology annotation, molecular function: serine-type endopeptidase activity.
UCGGAGUGGGGUCCGCUGCCACCGGUAGCAGCGACGAACUAGGUUUCUGUCUGUAACAAGCCAUGGUGGUGACAUGGGACCUCCUCUCUGGGAAGACUUCUACGUCAACGUGGAGGACUUUCAUCCUAUGCUGUUGCCUUGUGCUGGCUGUGUUCUCCACUACUCAGAAGGUGUCUGGAGAGGUGUUCACCAAUUCGUUUCUUGUAAGACUUCACGGAGAACCGGGCAACGAGGUGGCCCACCGUGUGGCCAGCAGGAAUGGGUUUGAAAAUCUUGGUCCGGUUCUGGGCUCACCGAAUGAGUUUCACUUCGUUCACCGCUCGUUGCCCCACGCUCGCAGUAGGCGUAGUGUCCCCCACACGCGGCGCCUUAAAGUGGACCCCUUGGUGCAGCUGGCGGUGCAGCAGACGGGCUUCAAGAGGGUAAAGCGAGGCUACAAGCCCCUGCGGGUAGAGAACCUGGUGCACCACAUGAGGCCGCAGCAGGACCCAAGCGACCCCUACUUCCCUUUCCAAUGGUACCUGAAGAACACCGGUCAGAACGGCGGCAAGGCAAAACUGGAUCUCAACGUAGAAGCUGCCUGGGCCCAAGGCGUCACAGGAAAGAAUGUCACGACAGCAAUCAUGGAUGACGGUGUGGACUAUAUACAUCCGGAUCUGAAAUACAAUUAUAACGCGCGAGCCAGUUAUGACUUCAGCAGUAAUGACGCAUACCCGUAUCCACGCUACACCGAUGAUUGGUUCAACAGUCAUGGGACGCGGUGCGCCGGAGAAGUGGCUGCUGCCAGAGACAACGGCGUGUGUGGCGUCGGUGUUGCUUACGACUCCAAAAUUGCAGGUAUUCGAAUGCUGGAUCAGCCGUACAUGACUGAUCUGAUUGAAGCCAAUUCAAUGGGACACGAACCGAACCUUAUAGACAUAUACAGCGCGUCAUGGGGACCAACAGAUGAUGGGAAAACUGUUGACGGGCCGAGAAACGCAACCAUGAGGGCCAUCGUAAGGGGAGUGAAUGAGGGCCGUAACGGUCUGGGGAACAUCUACGUCUGGGCCAGUGGUGAUGGUGGUGAAGAUGAUGAUUGUAACUGCGACGGAUACGCUGCAAGCAUGUGGACCAUCUCCAUUAACAGCGCCAUUAAUGAUGGUCAGAACGCACAUUAUGACGAAAGCUGUUCCUCUACCCUGGCCUCUACCUUCAGCAAUGGAGCUAAAGACCCCAACACCGGUGUGGCAACGACGGAUCUGUAUGGAAAAUGUACGACGACGCAUUCCGGAACGAGCGCCGCUGCACCCGAGGCAGCUGGAGUAUUCGCACUGGCUCUGGAAGCAAACCCUCAGCUCACGUGGAGGGACAUCCAGCAUUUGACAGUACUCACAUCAAAACGGAACUCUUUGUUCGACGCUAAAGGUCGUUUCCACUGGACCAUGAAUGGCGUCGGGCUAGAAUUCAAUCACCUGUUUGGGUUUGGAGUCUUGGACGCUGGUGCUAUGGUAGCCCUCGCCAAACAGUGGAAGACGGUUCCUGCCAGGUACCACUGCGAAGGAGGAACAGUUUCCGAAACUCAGGAAAUUCCUUCCAGCCGGUCGGUACUGCUGAAGAUCAACACUAACGCGUGUCAAGGAACCGAGACCCAGGUUAGCUACCUGGAGCAUGUGCAGGCUGUCAUCACCCUAAACGCCACACGUCGAGGGGACGUCGAACUCUUCCUGACGUCCCCCAUGGGGACCAGAUCAAUGAUCCUGAGCAGGAGGGUGAAUGAUGAUGAUCACCGCGAUGGGUUCGCCAAAUGGCCCUUCAUGACGACACAUACAUGGGGUGAAUAUCCACAAGGAACCUGGUCGCUAGAGAUAAGCUUCAAUUCGCAGACUCCUCAAUCAGGAUUCAUUAAGGAGUGGACACUCAUGUUGCACGGGACACGAGAUCCGCCGUACAGUGGCCUGCCUGUAUCCGAUCCACACUCCAAACUGGCCAUCGUCAAGAAGGCUCACGAAGAACGCAACAAGCUCUAAAAAUUAAUCUAAUUUCUUCCUCUUAUCUCCCCACCCGAAGCUAAUACAUCCUCAUAUUAUACUC